Pelobates cultripes (western spadefoot toad) is the source of this 11666-nucleotide messenger RNA. The record is from the annotation of a GenBank genome assembly. NCBI's taxonomy places the organism in Eukaryota, Metazoa, Chordata, Amphibia, Anura, Pelobatidae.
GGUGCUUCCCUUUGAGUGGGACUCCAACCCUGAUCUUUGCUUGUUUGGGAGGGCUGCAGGUAUGAGAGGUGCAAUCGUGUUCUGUCACGCUAAUAUCCUGGGUAUGUGACACGUUUGAUGUGAUGAUGUGUGUGUGUGUGUGUGUGUGUGAGCCAUUUGAUUGCGGCUCUCACACUGUGCAAACCUACCGACCUAGCCAACAAGCUAGUGGAAGGAAGCAGGUGCCAAAAUGUAACAUUGUAUCUCAGAACCCACAGCUUUACUGUUGCUGGGGGAGAGUAAUAGAAGUAUGUGAUGGUCACUGAACAGCUUUCCUGCUCCCCCAACAUUUCACCCCAGAGAAGGCAGGACAGUGCAGUGUAACUCUGUGCGCUCACUCUCUCCCCAGGCAGUAUGUAAGUAGGAGAAAAGUCACAGGGAUAUUACAAUUGUGUCUGUUUUUGUUAGUGUCUGAAUGACAGUCUUUGUGUGUCUGUGUGAUGUUGCCUUAUUGCGCAUCAAUUCUUGCAUAUUGAACAUCUGAAUCUGACUAAGUUUGGUACUUAAAGCAAAAUCUCAAAUCACAAAUGCUCAGUAGCUCCAGGUUAUCUGCAUUGUCUUUUGUUGGAUUAAUUAUUGCUUCUGAACAAAUAGGACUUAAAGAUGUUUGCUCCCAAAGUAGCUAAGAUUAAGCAAGUAAGGCGGGAGAUGCGCUGAAAUAUAGUUUUAUGAAUAAUCACAUGUUAAUUUUCUGAAACCUUUAAAUAUGUGCUAAAUAUUCAAAAUCUGCUUCUGUUCUCUACAUUGAAACAUGCAAGAAUUUUAAUGUGAGUCUUUGAUUAUUUCUGUUGUACUAACGUUAUUCUUGUUUUUAUUUUUAGGCUCUAAAUGCACAGCCAUGUUUGGUAUCUGACAAAACCAGCUGUGUCUUUCGAACUUUCCCCAAGAAUUGGCACUGUAUUUCUUCUUUUUUUUUUUUUUUUUUUUUUUUUUUUCUUCUUUUUUUUUUGUGUGUGUGUGUAAUCUCUUUACAGUGACAUAAUGCUAACCAUGACCUCUGAAGCACUUUGUUGUGUCAAUUUUUUAAGACACUACUGCUGAUUGUGCUUCUUUCACCUCCAGGAGCUGCUACUUGGACAUUUAAAAAAAACAAAAAAAAAAAAACUAGUUGAAGUGAACUUUUUAUUUUCCCAUACGGUGUGCAUAUUGUUUCUGGACCAAGGUAACGUUAAUGGAAUGCAAUCAUGUCAUCCCAGGACGAAAGGCAGAUCAAUACUGAAUAUGCAGUCUCUUUGCUGGAGCAGCUGAAACUGUUCUAUGAACAACAGCUACUGACGGACAUAGUAUUAAUCGUUGAGGGCACUGAAUUUCCAUGUCAUAAAAUGGUUCUUGCUACAUGCAGCUCUUAUUUCAGGUAUGUCGAAAUUACUGGCAAUCAAGUUUAGUGCAGCUUUAAAUUAGUUUCUUGCUUUUUAAAUUAAGUAUAUAUAAGAUUGGUCUAUGAUUUAAUGUAAAUAAACAUCUUAAACACAUCACCUUCACUGCUUUCAGAUCCACAUUACCCUCAAUCAAUGGGUUUAAUAAAUGUGUUGUUAUUAAAGGGGCUAUCCAUGCACCCAAAUGUUAACUGUGUACAUUUGUUAUUUGUGUUUUUAUAUGUUGUAAGGGAUGGAUUAUAGUUUUGUUCAUUAAUCACUUAAGGACAACGGGCGUUCCUUUUUCGGGCGGUCUUAAAAGCCAGUGGGCGGCAUAGAACGUCCCCGCCGUCUUUUGUACUCACCGGGUCCCAGUCGUUCCCCUAACGGCGGUUGCAGACCCCUUCUGCCCGAUCCGGCACUCACCCCUCUACCACCUCUGGCCAUGUGAUUGCGGGGUCCUUGCAGUCACAUGGCUGUAAUAGCCAGCUAAUGCAGUGCCUACAGGGGGCCUGCCUGAGCAGUCCCCCCUAAUGCCUGUAAACAUUGUUUUUUUUAUUUAUUUUUUUAAAUUAAUAAGUUAAUAAAAAGUUUAAUAAAGUAAAUAAAAGUACUUGGAUCGUAUAUAUAUUUAAAUUCUUUUCGAUAGGUUUGGUGGCAGUAUAGGUUCCCUCCAUUACAAUUAAUGUUGUACAUUUGCUAAUAGUUGUUUUUUAUUCUAGAGUGAUUAGGUUAUUUUAGUAAUGGGAGCAGGAGUUGAGGGUGGGAUAUAUUAAUUUGCAGAAAUUGUCAUAUUUUAGGUCCUUCCUGUCCAUCCAGGAAAUCAUUUUAAAACACCACUAGUAACUACUGCCACUAUUCCUAUGGUUAAGACAAUUUACAAUAUGUAAAUUUCUGUUUUCUUAAUUUAGAUACCACUACAUUAUUAUGAUAUGGAUUAAAUGUAAUUUUGACUGAUGUCAAAUCCCGUUUCCCCUGGUAAGAUAGAUGGAAAGGUAACAGUUUAUUAGAAGUCCAAACAUCUGACAUGCGCUAGCCGCAUUCUAAAAACGUACUCUGGAGAAGUCUUGGUUACAGAACAAUUUACCAUUCACUGUAUGGCAUCUAGUCAACCAGUAUCCCCAGUACCUAUAAAGGGUUUAUCUUGCUCUGUACGUUUGCGUGCAUUAGAACACCCAUAAACUUAAUUUGCUUAGGUCAGAAUUGUAGAUCUUUUCUGUAAUUGACUUUUGUGUUAAAUCCUGCACUUUAGGGUUGUUUAGACAGUGCUUCUGGUACUUCAUAUCGUUUAUAACUUUUACUUAGGAAGACGCUUAGCUGAACUAGAACGCAGAUGAAACCUUGAUGAAACCGUGAACAGUUAGGUGUCUCAGAGAGUGGGACCUUUGAUAUUAAGAAAUAGGUACAGUAACCAGCUAGUGUUUUACAAUGGAGGAGGUGAGCAGGACAAGGAGAAUGCAUUACUCAUUUGUUUUAACCCCUUAAGGACACAUGACGUCUGACAUGUCAUGAUUCCAUUUUAUUCCAGAAGCUUGGUCCUUAAGGGGUUAAAAAUAAAAAAAAUAAAAAUGUAAAUGAAGAUUUUUUUAUUUUUUUUUAACCAAAACCUAGACAACACACAUUUUGUGUUGGUGCCUGGAAUAUCCUUAUACCAAGUUUUAUGUGUGUUUUUGUCUGCUUGGAAUUUGUCUAUUUUUAUGACAUUUUUUUUUUUUUACUAAACUGAUGCAUGUUCUUAAACAGUCUUUCAUCUUGUUUUAACUGAUGACUAUUUUCUUUUCUUCACAGGGCGAUGUUUAUGAGUGGACUGAGUGAAAGCAAACAAACACAUGUACAUUUGAGAAAUGUGGAUGCCGCUUCUUUGCAGAUCAUUAUAACAUAUGCAUACACGGGUAAUUUGGCAAUAAAUGAGAGCACUGUAGAACAGCUAUAUGAGACUGCAUGCUUUUUGCAGGUAAAUAUUUUUAUCAGAUCUCAGUGUAUGUAUGUGUGCAUGUAUGUAAAUGCAUUUAUAGUUGAGCUGAUGACGUGCCCUUACUCACCUGUAAUUCUCUCCUGCCCAACACUUUCAUAAGGGCAAAUUUAAGACAAAAUUAAAAUGAGAUUGUACUUCCAGAUUGCAAACAGACUUUUUUUUUUUUUUUUUCAGGUUUUUUUAUUGCAUAUAUUUUUUUCUUAUUUUUGGUCUCUUUGCACUAAUCUGCUAUUUUAUAGUGUAGCUUGUUAUGCCAAAGUAGAGGUGAGAAUUAAAAUAAUAAAUUCAAAGAAAUGAUAUUAUGGGAGAGUACUGGGAACAGAUUCUUUGAGAGCUGUUCUGUCUGGAGCAAUACUCUAUAAUCUAUAUUUGAAGUACUGUAUAUACUCAAGUAUAAGACGAGUUUUUCGGCACAUUUUUUGUGCUGAAAACCCCCCACUCAUCUUUUACUCGAGUGAGUGUCUAUAUUAUGGCAACUUACAGUGCCAUAAUACAGACCAGGACCACUGGGCUCAUUACAAGCCCGGCGGUCCUGUUGGGGGGCUGGCAGAGAGCUGUAACUUACUUUUCCUGCAGCUCCUGUUAGCUCCCUUCUCUCUCCUCCGGUCCGGUCAGCUCCCUUCUCCUCCACUGUAAGUCUCGCGAGAGCCGCUCCGCGCGGCAGGGGAACUGACCAGAGCUGCAGGAAAGGUAAGUAAACGCUUCCUGCCAGCCCCCUCCUACACAACCCAUUCACUGGACCACCAGGUAAUGAGAGCCCCCCUCCCUGGCCAUGUAUCAAGCAGGAAGGGGGGACAAAAAAACAAUCAUAAAAAUGAAAAUAUUAAAAAAAAAAUAUUAAAAUAAUAUAAAAAAAAUUAAAAUAAUAUUUAAAAAAAUAUAUAAAAAUAUUAAAAUUAACCCCUUAAGGACCGAGGACGGUUCAGGACCGUCAUCGGCAUUUUUGCCUUGAGGACCGAUGACAGUCCUGAACCGUCCUAACGGUCUGGGGGUACUUACCUGAUCGCCGUCGUUCCCCCGGCGGCGAUCAGUGUUCCUCCGGUUGUGGGGAGACUGCCUGCAGCCCAGACAGUCUCCCCACGGCAGAUUAGGACCCCUGUGGCCAUGUGAUCGCUUAACACAGCGAUCACAUGGUCACAAUAGGUGUCCAUGUGUCUGCCUGCAGGGGGACUGUCUGUGCUGACAGGCAGUCUCCCUGCUAGUGUAAAAUCAGAAAAAAAAAAUAAAGUUAGUGUUAAUUAAAAAAAAUAAAAUAAUUAUAUAUGUGUAUAUAUGAUAUAUAGACAUAUAUUAUAUCUAUAUAAUAUAUGUCUAUAUAUCAUAUAUAUAUAAUGUCAUACUAAGUGUAUUUUUAUAUUAAUAUGUACUUAUAUUAAUAUAAAAAUACACUUAUAAUUAAAUUACACACGUAUAUAUAUAAUAUAUAUAAUAACUAUAUAUAUUGUAUAUAUAUAUUAUUAUAAAAUAUAAAUAAUAAGUAAUUUAAAUUAAAUUAAAUUUUUUUUAAAUAAUAAUAAAAAAUUAAAAAAAAAUUAUAUAGCUAUAUGAAAUUUUAUUCUAACUGUAUUUUAAAAUUAAUAUAUAUAUAUUUAUAUCAAAAUACACUUAGAAUGAAUUUGUAUAUAUAUCUAUGUAUAUAAAAAUAAAUAAAAAUAAUAAGAAAUAUACAUACGUCUAUAUACAAAAUUACAUAAAUAAUUAUAUAAAUAUACACGUAGACUUCAAAUAUAUAAAUAUGCAUAUAUAUUUAAAUUCUACGUGCGUAUUUAUGUAAUAUUUUUACAUAAUUCAGUCAUUUUAUUGAUUGCAAUUUGAGGGACCUGCCUGCCAACCCAGGCCGAAAUUCCAGAGAAUUUAAUUUGCUAGCACUGUAUUUUACCCUGUAACGUUCUACGACACCCUAAAACCUGUACAUGGGGGGUACUGUUUUACUCGGGAGACUUCGCUGAACACAAAUAUUAGUGAUUCAAAACAGUAAAACAUAUCACAGCGAUGAUAUUGUCAGUGAAAGUUACUUUUUUUGCAUUUUUCACACACAAACAGCACUUUUACUGAUGAUAUAAUUGUUGUGAUACGUUUUCCAGUUUUUAAACACUAAUAUUUGUGUUCAGCGAUGUCUCUCGAGUAAAACAGUACCCCCCAGGUACAGGUUUUAUAGCAUUUUUGAAAGUUACAAGGUCAAAUAUAUGGGUCAAAUAUUUUUACAUUGAAAAUGGCCAGGUUGGUUACGCUUGCCUUUGAGAGCGUAUGGUAGCCCAGGAAUGAGAAUUACCCCCAUGAUGGCAUACCAUUUGCAAAAGAAGACAACCCAAGGUAUUGCAAAUGGGGUAUGUCCAGUCUUUUUUAGUAACCACUUGGUCACAAACACUGGCCAAAAUUAGCGUUCAAUUUAGUUUUUUUACUUUUUUCACACACAAACAAAUAUGAAUGCUUACUUUGGCCAGUGUUUUCGACUAAGUGGCUACUAAAAAAGACUGGACAUACCCCAUAUUGAAUACCCUGGGUUGUCUACUUUAAAAAAAAUAUGUACAUGUUGGGUGUUAUUCAGAGAUUUAUGACAGAUAAUAGUGUUACAAUGUCACUAUUGAUAAAUUUUAAAAAUGUAUGUUUUGAAACCGCAAUAUCCUACUUGUACCUAUAGCCCUAUAACAUGCAAAAAAAAGCAAAAAAGCACGUAAACACUAGGUAUUUUUAAACUCAGGACAAAAUUUUGAAUCUAUUUAGCAGUUUUUUUCAUUCGCUUUUGUAGAUGAGUAAAAGAUUUUUCAAGUAAAAGUCAAAAAACAUGUAUUUUUUUCAAUUUUUCAUCAGAUUUUUGUAUUUUUUUUAAAUUAAAAUACAUGAGAUUAUAUAAAUAAUGGUAUGUAAAGAAAGCCCCCUUUUGUCCUGAAAAAAACAAUAUAUAAUUUGUAUGGGAACAGUAAAUGAGAAAGCGGAAAAUUACAGCCAAACACAAACACCACAAAAGUGUAAAAAUAUUCCUGGUCGCAAAUGUACAACAUCGCAAAAACAGUCCAGUCCUUAAGGGGUUAAAAUAAUAUAUUAAAAAAAAAAAUGCCCACCCCCACCAAGGCUCUGCAUCACAUACACAUACACACACUGCAUUCAUACACACGCUGCAUUCAUUAUAUACACACACUGUAAAUAAAUAUUCAAUUAAUAUAAUUUUUGGGGGAUCUAAUUUUAUUUAGAAAGUUACCAGUAGCUGCUGCAUUUCCCAUAUAAUAAUAUUUAAAAAAAUAAUAAAAAUGCCCACCUCCCUCCAAGCCUCUGCAUUACAUACACACACACACUUCACUCACACACUGCACACACACUACACACACUACACACACUACACACACACACACACACACACACACACACACACACACACACUACACACACACUACACACACACACACUACACUCACACACACACACACACACACUGCACUCACACAUACACACACACUGCACUCACACAUACACACACACUGCACUCACACAUACACUGCACUUACACAUACAUACACACACACACACACUGCACUCAUACACACACACACAGACACACACACACUGCAUUCAUUAUAUACACACACUGUAAAUAAAUAUUCAAUUAAUAUAAUUUUUUGGGGAUCUAAUUUUAUUUAGAAAUUUACCAGUAGCUGCUGCAUUUCCCACCCUAGUCUUGUACUCGAGUCAAUACGUUUUUUGGGGGUAAAAUUACGGGUGUCGACUUAUACUCGAGUAUAUACGUUAGGUCUCUAUCUGUUCUUCCUAUGCUUUAUUGCAUUUUUCCUUUGCCGGAAGCUUAUUUAAAUAAGAAUAUUUUUAAAAGAAUAUUUUUUUCACUUUUAAUUAAUAAUAUAUAUAAUAAUAAAUAUAUAUUGGGUAAUACACAUUGAACAGUAUAAUACUUUUCUACAAAGUAUUGUUUUGAUAAACAAGCCUUCAGAGCAAUAGUGUUAAAUGACAUUCUGGGAUAAGGAUUUUUCUGGGAUUUUGGGAUAAGGAGCCCACCAGCAAUUUACACCGUAAAUGGCUGUGAAUAAGGACUAAUGUAAAAUAAGAGGAACUUAGAAACAAUUAAAGAUCACAGACUAGGCAACAAUGUGCAAUAUCGGCGUACCUUUACCAAGGUAUGUAAGGUAAGGUAAUGUCAUGCAUAAAAGAGUUAUUACUUUUAUAAAUCCAUAGUAAGACCUUGCCCUGAAUAUGCAGGGCAGUUUUAAAGAAAUAUUUGAUAGAACUGGAAAAUUAAGAAGUAGUGUACAAAAUUAAUAAGGAAAAUGGAAAAUUUUAGUUAUGAAAAAGCAAAGGAAAAUUGCAUUUCUUUAUUUUUAGAAGUAAAAUGUGUGAUGUAUAAAUAUACACAGGGUCAAGACAAACAACUGUCUGUCCUCAGUUCAAAAUGGCUGCAUAGGAUCAACAUUAAGUUUUUAUUUGUUAAAUCAGGUUUUUAUUAUCUUUCAAGGACUCUUGGUGAUUUCUGAGGAAACUCAACUUUGGGGUAGUGUUAUAAAUAAUCACUAAAUGUAUAUCUCCUGCCUAUUACACCAAAUAUGAAUACAUUUGAAAUAAGUCUCUUCUUUUCUGGUGAGAAAACAAAACCACAAAAAACCUACAACAUAAUAAAUAAAAUCAAAAUUGUUUUCAGGUUCAUGACAUUUCUGAAAUGUUUGUUGAGAUCUAGAAAAAGUAUAUUAUUACUAAUAAUAAUGCUGUUAUUUGACAUGCAUUUUAGUACACCAUUUCACUUUUGCGGUUUUAUUUUUACUCCAGGAGUUAUAUAUUUUUUUUAGACAAUCAUCUAUAUUUAUUUUUAUAUUUUUUGGGAGAAGAGGGGUACCUUUUGGAAAUAUCUGAAUAUUGUUUCCUGUACACAACAAAAAAGUGCCAAAUUUUUUUCACACUGAAGUAAGACAACUGAUAAUACUCAGUAGAGGCUUAGCAUCAAAGUGGCUAAAUGUUAAAUAUUUUUCAAUCCUAAAAUCCAAAUUUUAUCCAAAAAUUGUAUUUCUACAUUUGAAUAGAAACCUUUGAACUUUUGUUGGAUCACUACAACUGAUUUUUCUUUUCCAUUUUUUUUUUAUUGCAGGUGGAUCAUGUGUUGCAGCUCUGUAGAGAAUAUUUAAUAAAAAAAAUCAAUGCCAAAAACUGUGUGCGUCUUCUGAGUUUUGCUGACCUGUUCAGCUGUGAAGAGUUAAAGCAAAGCGCCAAAAGAAUGGUAGAGCACAAGUUUACAACAGUCUACCACCAGGAUGCUUUUAUGCAACUAUCCAGUGAGCUAUUGAUUGAUCUUGUGAGUAGUGACAAUUUAAACGUUGAAAAAGAAGAGACUGUCAGAGAAGCUGCAAUGUCCUGGCUAGACUACAACACUGUGUCACGCUCUCAGUAUUUGUCUACCGUUCUUAGUCACCUUCGUAUUGAUGCCCUUUCAGAGGUGAUACAGCGGGAGUGGUUUCAAGGCUUGCCACCAAAUGAUAAGUCGGUGGUGGUGCAAGGACUCUACAAAUCCAUGCCAAAGUUUUUUAAACCAAGGCUUGGCAUGACUAAAGAGGAAAUGAUAAUAAUAAUUGAAGCUGCUUCAGAAAACCCGAGUUAUUACUCCUCAAUCUGUUACAGUCCUCAGGCAGAAAAGGUAUAUAAGCUUUGUAAUCCUCCUGCCGAGCUACAUAAAAUUGGUACUGUGGUGACACCUGACAAUGAUAUUUUUAUAGCUGGAGGGCAAGUUCCUCUAAAGAACUCCAAAAGCAAUCCUAGCAAGCCAAGUAAACUUCAGGCUGCCUUCAGGACUGUGAAUUCUUUUUACUGGUUUGAUGCCCAGCAAAAUACUUGGGUUCCAAAGACCCCUAUGUUGUCUGUGCGUGCGAAGCCUUCUUUGGUAUGGUGUGAUGGUUACAUCUAUGCAAUCGGAGGAGAUAGUGUUGGUGGUGAACUGAAUCGAAGAACUGUAGAAAGAUAUGACUGUGAGAGGGAUGAGUGGACUAUGGUGAGCCCUCUCCCAUGUGCAUGGCAAUGGAAUGUUGCUGUAGUGGUCCAUGACUGCAUAUAUGUAAUGGCAUACAACUUAACAUACUGUUACAUUCCAAGGUCUGGUAUCUGGGUAGAAAUGGCCAUGAGGCAAACCAGUAGAUGCUUUGCCUCUGCUGCUGCAUUUGAAAACAAAAUAUUUUACCUCGGAGGCUUGCAUACUGGCAACAACUCUGGAAUUAGGCUCCCCUCCAAUACUGUGGAUGGGUCUUCCGUAACCGUUGAAGUGUACGAUGUGCAUAAAAAUGAAUGGUAUAUGGCCGCUAAUGUACCUGCAAAGCGCUACUCUGAUCCUUGUGUCAGAGCAGUUGUCAUAUCCAAUUCCUUGUGUGUUUUUAUCAGAGAGACUCAUAUGCAUGAAAAAGCCAAGUAUGCGAUCUACCAGUAUGACAUGGACCUUGAUCAGUGGUUUCUGCGUCAGCAAAUUUCCGAGCGUGUCCUUUGGGAUUUGGGGAAAGAGUUUCGGUGCACUGUAGGAAAGCUCUACCCUUCAUGUCUUGAAGUGUCCCCAUGGAAACCUCCCACACAUCUUUUCUCACCAGAUGGAGCUGAUGAGUUUGAACUGGAUGGGGAUAUGGUUACGUUACCCCCUGUAUAGUUGGGCAGAUACCAGUGACUGUAUGCAUGGAUCCCCGUUCCUCAACCAGAGUUCAUUAGAACUAUACUGUUAAGGAAAUGGGAUGGGAAAAUAAGUUUGCACCGCUUACCUUUCAGACCUUAUUUUUAUGUCCUACUUAACGUAUUUGUAGCCUUUAAUGCAUUUAUAUAGGGAGAUAUGCUUCCAUUAUAUGAAAUAUUUGACCUGCUAAUGGAAAGAGAAAAGCAAAAACUCUGUAUAUUCAGCUAGCCUUAGCGUUCCGGUUUACCAAAAGAAUAUAAUUGUAUCCCUGUGAUUUCUUUUUUUUUUUUUUUUUUUUUUCUUCUAUUUUCCCAAGUUAACAUUUUUGAUUUUAAAAAGCAAACGCGUAAAUUACCCAUCUGCUAUUUAUAUUAUUGUAAGUAUAAAAAAAAAAAAUCUUCCAUUAUUCAAAACUACUUCUAAUUUGAUAUCCUGUUGGACUAUACGUACAAAUGUGCAGUGAAACCCAAUCUACACAUACAUAUAUGUAUGAUUGGUAAAAUGAGACCUUGCCAGUUUUCAUUAACUUCCAGGUUACCACCUCCACAUGCUAUCCAUUGUAAAAGGCAGUACAACCAUAUAUCUUGUCAUAGAGGCUGAGUUAAAGAUUCUUCAUUGUGUGAUAUCCUCUCCAAACAGAGCAUUUAUCUCUAACGUUUGUUUUGAUGCCUAUGUAGUGAAUUAAAAAAAAGUGUGAUUUCAACUAAUUACCAGUUCAAGCUUGACUUGGAAGUAGUAGAGAAAAACACAGUAUACCUGCAGGUUUUAUUUUUGAAAAGUAAUUUAUCACCAAAGUCCCACCUCAACAUGUAAUCUAUAACCUAUUCUACUUUUUGUGUUAAAUCCAAUCUUUCCUGCUGCAGGAAAACUAGUAUUUCAUUUUGAUAACACACAGGUCAAUCUAUGACUGCAGGCUCAGUCAGGCUGUGCAAGGCACAUGUGUAUCUGUUGUCAAUAAACCUGUACCUUUCUGUCUUAGAAUACAGGUCUUCCAAGAGGGCCUUGUUACGCCCUUACGGGCAGAACAGGGCAUCCCAAGUAUUUACCAGCCCCUCAUAGUACGGGUCCCUGUGGAGCUUUUUAAACCCUUAACUGCUAUCUUGCAGCCAUGGGAUUAAACAAACAGAACCAGCACCUUUUGUCAUGCAAUGGUGUAGGUUCAUUCAUACAAAAAACUGCUGCUGAUAACUUUUUCUUUCCCUAACAACAUUUGUAAAAACAAGGUUUUAGUGUGGAAUAACCAGGUCUGUAUCAUUUUUGUUAACUUAACAAGCAUUUACUGUAGUGUGAUUGUGUAUUGAUAUACUAUAGUUUUUUUUUUUUUUUUUUUUACUUUUUUUUUCUGGGGAAGGGAAAAGAACUGUUCAGGAAUACAUUUACAUGGCACUCUUCUGCACAAGAGAGCAUAUGCCUAGUGCUGCUCCGGCAUUAAUAUCUAUCCCAGGAACCACUAGCAGUAGAGGGGCACCACAGCCAAUUUAACAUGAGCACAGGUGCUUCAUGACAAACCCUACUAGCAUGUUCAGCUGCAUCAUGUUCUGGCACUGUAUUUUGAAUGACAUUAAUUUAUUAAAAAAUGUAAAGUGAACUACUUGUGGGCAUGUUUAUUCUGUUUGUUCUUUUUUCUGUUUUAUGUACGUUUCAGGUGUGAACAAUGCAC